Messenger RNA from Ostrinia nubilalis (European corn borer), 1069 nucleotides. RefSeq names its product glyoxalase domain-containing protein 4 (gene Cjhbp). The transcript is spliced from 5 exons. The record is from RefSeq and is a predicted model, not a curated record. Lineage: Eukaryota; Metazoa; Arthropoda; Insecta; Lepidoptera; Crambidae. The coding region runs from base 127 to 984 and encodes 285 amino acids.
UUUACGCGUCGAUGAGUGCAGUUGUACCAUCGCACUUUUUCCUCUUUUAAUAAUCGUCUAAUAAUAACGUUUGUAAUUUAAAUUAACUUGUAAUCUCAUUACUUUUUUAAAAAUUUUACUUUCAAUAUGUCUAUUACCGGCCGUGCACUGCAUUUUGUGUUCAAAGUUGCGGAUAGAACACUCACCGCAAAAUUCUACCGAGAUGUCCUGGGAAUGAAGGUUUUGCGUCAUGAAGAAUUCAGUGAAGGCUGUGAAGCAGCUUGCAAUGGACCGUAUGCUAACAGAUGGAGUAAAACCAUGAUUGGUUACGGACCAGAAGACACUCAUUUUGUUGUGGAGCUCACGUAUAACUAUGGAAUAACACAUUAUGACUUGGGAAAUGAUUUCAUCGGCCUGACGAUACAGUCCAGUGAGAGUCUCAAGAGGGCAGCAGCAAAUAACUGGCCUGUAAAAGAACAGAACGGAGUCAAGUACCUAGAGGCACCUGGCGGCUACAAGUUCUUCAUUAUUGAUAAGCCACAGCCAGUUGAUAAGGAUCCUGUCGUAAAGGUGUCGCUCGCAAGUUCAAAUCUGGCCAAGUCCAUUGCGUACUGGAAUGGUCUCCUCACACUGAAGAUCUUCGAAAAAACCGACAAAUCUGUAAUCCUUGGGUUCAGCGAGGACCAAGCAAAAUUGGAAUUAGUUGAAAUAAGUGGCCCCGUGAACCGCGCGAAGGCAUACGGCCGCAUCGCCUUCGCCUGCCCAUUCGAUGUCCAGCCGAUCAUCGACAAGAAGAUCCAAGAAGCCAACGGAACCAUCCUCACACCCCUCAUAUCCCUCGACACCCCUGGAAAAGCCACAGUCAGGGUCAUCAUCCUCGCAGACCCUGACGGCCAUGAGAUAUGCUUCGUAGAUGACGAGAGUUUCAGACAACUGUCUCAAGUCGACCCCAACAGCGAUGCUGAUUUGGACAAGUUCAUCAAAUCAGACAAAUCCAGAGCAUAAUGUAUGUUAACUUUUCAGACAGCUUUUCAUGAGUAUCUUUAGCGUUUUGGAAUUUUUUUAAAUAAAACGUUUUGUUGAGCUGGAU